Messenger RNA from Linum tenue, 447 nucleotides. Lineage: Eukaryota; Viridiplantae; Streptophyta; Magnoliopsida; Malpighiales; Linaceae. The record is from the annotation of a GenBank genome assembly.
AGUCAAGAAUGGGACAGGUUAGGGCAGGCCGGGUCGAUGAGAGUACCCAUGCCCGCCCCGCCCCGCCUACAGGACGGGUCAGACCUGCCCCAAAACAAGUCAAACAGAUCGUGUAAAACGAGUCAGAAUAUGCGCGGAAGCAAGUGUCAUUACAAUAAAAGAAAAACUAUCUGGUCAAUUGUUGUCAGUGACAUCACUGACAACUUACAGCCUAUUGGAUUCUCUCUGCUCCUCUCGCUCAAUAAUUGAAUGCAGCUGCUGACCAGUGGAGAUCAGAACUCCGCCACUCACUGCACGUGCGCCACGUGUAUUCCACCACCACGCCGGCUGGCAUUCACCGUGCCCUUCAUCGUCCACCGCCGGCGAGUCAACGCCAAACCGGACACUUCAGGAUCACACCGCCAUUUUUGUAACAUUUCAACCCUACCUAGUUAUGGUUCUUAGAAG